This is a messenger RNA of Musa acuminata AAA Group (dessert banana), 2107 nucleotides long. RefSeq names its product beta-amylase-like. Bases 4 to 1815 code for a protein of 603 amino acids. The transcript is spliced from 8 exons. NCBI's taxonomy places the organism in Eukaryota, Viridiplantae, Streptophyta, Magnoliopsida, Zingiberales, Musaceae. The record is from RefSeq and is a predicted model, not a curated record. Gene Ontology annotation, biological process: polysaccharide catabolic process. Gene Ontology annotation, molecular function: beta-amylase activity.
UCAAUGGAGAUGUCUCUUAUGCGCCAGAGUUCUUUCAACAGAGCUUCGCCACCCCAAAUGACCAGCAUCCCAUAUGCAAGUCUACCUCGCCAACAGAGACCAUUGCCGGCAAGGGUACAUCUCCAGCGGUGGCAUGGCGGGCAACAACAGGUUAUUUUGGGCAGAUCGAGGAAGAUAGAGAAGCUAGAAAUCGGUGGGAGAUCCUUCUUAAAUGGACCAUUCAAAGGAGGUAGAGCCCCUCAAGCUAUGGCCUACGAGAAGCCAGAGAUGUUUCCCGAGUUCGAGACAGACACAUACGCAGACAAGGAAAAGAUGCUGGCAAACUACGUGCCAGUGUUUGUGAUGCUCCCUCUAGAUGUCGUCUCAGUUGACAACACGCUCAACAAGCCAGAAGAACUGAGGAAGCGGCUUAAGCAUCUGAGGAACGCCGACGUCGAUGGGGUGAUGGUAGAUGUUUGGUGGGGCAUCGUGGAAGGCAAGGGUCCCAAGCUCUAUGACUGGAGCGCCUACAAGGAUUUGUUCCGGAUGGUUCAGGAAGAAGGGCUCAAGUUGCAGGCCAUCAUGUCAUUCCAUAAUUGUGUGGAGGGCACCGUGAACAUCCCGAUGCCGCCAUGGAUUCUUGAGGUGGGCAAGUCAAACCCGGAUAUCUAUUACACCAACAGGCGUGGCACGAGGAAUCAGGAGUACCUCACCAUCGGAGUAGAUAACCAACCCAUAUUCCAAGAACGCACUGCCGUGGAGGUUUACCGAGACUUCAUGAAGAGCUUCAGAGAGAACAUGGCAGAUUUUCUGGAUGCCGGCGUCAUUACCGACGUAGAGGUGGGUCUUGGCCCUUCUGGAGAAUUGAGGUACCCCUCGUAUCCUGAGGCACAGGGUUGGGUUUUCCCCGGCAUCGGGGAGUUUCAGUGCUACGAUAAAUAUAUGAAGAGAGACUUCAAAGAGGCUGCAACGGUGGCAGGACAUCCUGAGUGGGACUUACCGGAUGAUGCAGGUGAAUACAACUCCAGUCCAAAGUCAACCAAGUUCUUCGCAGCAAAAGGGACAUAUCUGAUGAACUCGGGGAAAUUCUUCCUAACUUGGUACUCCAACAAGUUGAUAAUGCAUGGAGACCAGAUCCUGGAUGCGGCUAACGAGGCCUUCCUAGGUUGUAAAGUCAAGAUCGUCGCCAAGAUAGCUGGCAUACACUGGUGGUACCAGGACGACAGCCAUGCAGCAGAGCUAACUGCAGGAUACUACAACCUGAACGAUCGCGACGGCUACAGGCCAAUCGCCAGAAUGCUGGCGAGACAUGAUGCCAUCCUUAACUUCACCUGCGCCGAGAUGAUAAAUUCUGAGCAGAUAAAGAUGGCAAUGAGUGGGGCUGAGGAGCUGGUUCAACAGGUAUUCAGUGCAGCAUGGAGGGAGGGGAUCGAGGUGGCGUGUGAAAAUGCACUCAGUAGAUAUGAUAGAAGGGGAUACAACCAAAUUUUGAGGAAUUCAAGGCCACAAGGGAUCGACCGAAGUGGAAAGCCACAACGAAGGGUGUUUGCGAUGACAUAUCUUCGACUGUCCGAUGAGCUACUCAAGAUGGUAAACUUCAGGAUAUUCAGGACAUUCGUGAGGAGGAUGCAUGCCCACCAGGAUUAUUGCCCGGAUCCAUGGAAGUACUACAAACCUAUUACAGCUAUGCAAAGAUCCAAGGCAGCGACACCAAUGGAUAAAAUCUUGGAAGCAACAGAGCCGACUCCACCAUACUCGUUUGAUCCUGAAACUGAUACGAGUGUUGGUGGCGCUUAUGCUGAAAUCAUCGAUACAUUAUUCGGCCUAUUCGAUUAACAUACCGCAUAAUGCUAGGAAAGAGGAUAUGGAGUUAAUAAUAAGAUCCCGCUGAAGGGUGAACUUGUCGUCACCAUUAACUACAUUUGGAUGGCGCUCACUGUGAAAUCCAACAACAGGAGUGCUUGAGUUCAUAUGGACUCGAAUCCUCUCGUUACUGAAACGAACUCCAUAUGAUAUUUCUUUGGUAUCCCAAUAUCUGAGCCACUUUCAAUGUUAUGGCCCCAACUGCCGUUGGUAAAGUUGAUGACAUUGGAUAAUUAGUGAUAUUAAGGGAAGCUGAUUUAUCAUA